CCAAUCCCGACAGUCCCCGGCAAUCUUCCGCCUCCGCCGAGAACAUGGAGGUUGAGCUCGGCUGCCUUAGGAAAGGGGCCCUGUAAGGCAGGACACAGGGAAGAGUCGCACCCCUAGCGGACCAGCUGAAGCAGCCGGCCCACGUCGCGGUCCGGAGGCAGAGGCAGGUAUGGCAGGAGAGGCCAAGGGGCUGCCAUCGUGGGCACACUGGUAGCUACUGUGGAUAGGCACUGGGGAGAGACCUCAUCAAGGUGUGUGUUCCAGGGAGGCGGAAUGAAGACAACUCCCCGGCUGCAAGUGUCGGGGAAGGCAUCCCUCGGUGGGAUUGGCCUCCGCCACACUGCCAAGCGGGACCGAAAGUCCAUCACCUUGCAUGUGAAAUUAGAGGUGCUUCGGAGGUUUGAGGAAGGCGAGAAGCUGACUCAGAUUGCCCGGGCCUUAGGGCUGGCCACUUCUACUGUUGCCUCGAUCCGUGUCAACAAGGACAAGAUCCGGGCCAAUUCUCAGGCAGCCACACCGGUAAGUGCCACACAGCUGACCCGCUGCCGGGGUGUGGUGAUGGGCCAUAUGGAACGCUUGCUGAGCCUCUGGAUCGAGGAGCAAAAGCGGCAGAACCUGCCUAUCAGUACGCUGCUCAUCCAGGACAAGGCCCGACGGCUCUUCGCGCAGCUGCAGCAUGAGCAGGGUAAUGGCACUCGGGCUGAGACCUUUGGGGCCAGUAAUGGCUGGUUUGCCCGAUUCAAGGCUCGCCACAAUGUGCUUUUGACAGAUGAGCCAUCUGUGGCUGACACCCAGGCUGCUGCCCACUACCCCCCAGUGCUGCGCACCAUUCUAGAGGAGGGCUGCUACUCACCACGCCAGGUGUUCAAUGUGGAUGAGACUGGCCUGUUCUGGAAGCGGCUCCCAGAGCGCAUGUUGUUGGCCCUGGAAGGCGCAGCUGGGCCUGGCCUCAAGGUCUCUAAAGACCACCUGACCCUGCUGCUUGGUGGCAAUGCAGCUGGUGAUUUCAAGCUGAAGCCGCUGCUGGUGUACCCCUCAGAGAACCCGCGUGCCCUCAAGGGCUGCUCCAAGGCCAGCCUUCCGGUGGUCUGGCGCUCUAACCGCAACGACUGGCUGACACCCAGCAUCUUUCAGGAGUGGUUUACUAGCUGCUUCUGUCCUGCUGUGGAGAGCUACUGUGCCAGCCACGGCCUCCCACACCGUGCCCUGUUGGUCUUGGACGGCGCACCCUGCCACCCUGCUCACCUGGGUGGCCUCUCACCCCAUGUGCGAGUUGAGUUCCUGCCCAAGAACACAUCAGCCCUGAUCCAGCCCAUGAACCAGGGUAUCAUUGCCACAUUCAAGGCCUAUUACCUGCGCCGUAUGCUUAGCCAGCUGGUCCAGGAGACAUCUGGUGAAGACCGACCCUCCGUGCGGGAGUUCUGGCGCAGCUAUACUGUUGUGACUGCUGUAGACAAUAUAGCCAGAGCCUGGGCAGAGUUGCAGCCCGCCACCAUGAACAGUGCCUGGAGGAAGCUGUGGCCCGAGUGUGUGCCUCCUGGCGCUCCUGAGCCGGACACUGUGCCUCAGCUCCGCCGCAGCAUUGUCGCACUAGCCAGCCAUGUGGGCCUUGGAGAUGCAGCCGAGGCCGAUGUUGCCAACCUCUUGCAGGCCCAUGGGGAGACCCCACCCCAUGGCCUCCCCCAGGAUGCAGAUGAUGCACGGGCUGAGGCCUGUCCUGAGGACCUGCAGAGCUGGCCAAACCCUUCACGGAUGGAGCUCAGCAGGUCAGAGCCAGGGCAGCAGUGGCAUUGAAAUCGGCAGGCCCAGGGCGGGAACAUGCAUAUUCUUUAGCUGUGUUUGUAGAGGGUGAUGCAGAUGGAGCCUCCUCCACUGGUCGAGGUGGUCUUCAGACCACUCUGGCUGGAAGAUCGCUCUGGAGAUGCCACCCAGUGCAACCCUGUGCCAAGGCACCAAGUGGGACUGCAAGGCUUUCAACCCUCAGCUUGAGGUGUUGGCAGUGCUUUGAAGCCAGAGAGAAGCUUAGUAGAAUAGGGGAGGUGCUGGGACUGUCCACCUCCACUGUGGCUACCAUUCUUGACAACAAGGAGAAGAUCUGAGUGAGUGUCUGGUCGGCCAACCUGCAGGCGGCCCAGAUUGACACGCAGCUGCAGUCUGGUGAUGGACAAUGUGGAGUGGUUGGCGAGGCUGUGGGCACGACUGCGGCAGUUGUGUGCAGGUAGCCCGCCCUGCUGCGAAGAGUGAUCUGGGAGGGCGGCUGCACACCCUGGCUGUUGUUCAGCAUGGAUGAGACUGGACUUCUCUGGAAACAACUGCCUGCUAGGAUGCUUCUUUCUCUGGAGGAGAAGUCAGCCGGGAUGCAAAGAUGCCCGAGCUCUGAUGCUGCUGCUUGUUGGCAAUGUGGCUGGCGACUUCCAGCCGAAGCCACUGCUGGUGUACCCCUCAGAGAACCUGCAUACCCUCAAGGGCUGCCCCAAGCCCAACCUGCCUGUGGCAUGGCGCUCACACGAGGGAGUCUGGGUGACCAUGAGCCUCUUCCAAGAGUGGUUUGUGCACUUCCGGCCAGCCAUAGAGAGGUACUGUGCCCAGUACAGCCUCCCGCACAAAGCACUGCUCAUCCUGGACAGUGCCCCUGGCCACCCUGGGAGUCUGGACGACCUUUCGGAACACGUGUAUGUGGGGUACAUGCCCAAGAAAACCAGGGCCCUUGUCUGGCCCAUGAACCAGGACACUGUUGCCACCUUCAAGGCCUGUUGUCUGCUCAGGGUCUUCCGCCUGUUGGUGUUGCGGGUGUGAGGCAGGGACCACCAGCACUCAGUGGUCCUUGACAUCUGGCAAGAAUACAGCAUUCUAGACACUAUCUACGACAUCUCUGAGUCCUAGGAGCAGGUCCGCCAUCGACACUGGGUAGGCGAAGGAAGCCGCGGCCUGAGCGCAUUGGCGGGAUGCUGGCAAGCUGCAUGGGGAUGCUCUACCUCAGACCCUAAGGGACAUCACGGCACUGGCCCACAGUAUGGGUUUCAGACAGGUGACAGGCAGAUGUGGUGGAGCUGCUGCAGAGCCCCAGCACAGACCUGUCCAGCAAGGAACUGAUGGGACUGGAGCAGGAGCAUACUGCUGGAGAGGAGGGCGAGGACAUCUCACCUGUCUUCCGGUGGCUCAUGGCCAGGCACUUGGCCGUGGUUUUGGCAUGCUUGGAUGCUGGCCUGCAGAUCAUUAGUGACAGUGACCCCAACCUGGAGUACAGCCUCAGAGUCUACAUCACCAGCUGCUAUCGAGAGCUUUUCAAGGAGAAGAGAGGCCCCAAGGGGUGGUGGUGAGGGCGGUGGUUGGGAGCUCCAGGGACUCAGCACUUGGCUGGGGAGAGGGCUUCCUGAUGGCUCCCUUUGCUUGUGUUGAAGUUGCAAUAGCCUGAAUUUUCCCAUUUCAUUAUAUUCCUCAAAUGGUUUUUUGUCAGCAAAUAAUUUAUUAUUUCCAGUGAACUUCUCAAAUACAUGGCUUUUUUAAAAGCCUUGAUGAAUUCUCA
This is a messenger RNA of Mustela erminea (ermine), 3526 nucleotides long. RefSeq names its product tigger transposable element-derived protein 1-like. Gene Ontology annotation, cellular component: nucleus. The record is from RefSeq and is a predicted model, not a curated record. The transcript has 4 exons. Lineage: Eukaryota; Metazoa; Chordata; Mammalia; Carnivora; Mustelidae. Bases 274 to 1794 code for a protein of 506 amino acids. Gene Ontology annotation, molecular function: DNA binding.